Messenger RNA from Medioppia subpectinata, 225 nucleotides. NCBI's taxonomy places the organism in Eukaryota, Metazoa, Arthropoda, Arachnida, Sarcoptiformes, Oppiidae. The record is from the annotation of a GenBank genome assembly.
AUGGCUCCGGGGCUCACAAAGUUUGAGAUCAUUCCCUUCAAAGUCGCCGCUUAUAAUAAAGCGGAGAAACGGAUGGAGUUAUUCGACGAGAAGCGCAAACAGGACUUUGAAUUCAUCUCUGGCACCAAAAUGAGAGGCUUUGCCAGAGAGGGUGUGUCCCCUCCCGACGGCUUUAUGGCACCCAAAGCCUGGAAAGUGCUCUCAGAUUUUUAUCAGAAAAAAUGA